Molecule: messenger RNA, 780 nt
Organism: Penicillium cinerascens
Lineage: Eukaryota; Fungi; Ascomycota; Eurotiomycetes; Eurotiales; Aspergillaceae
Product: GIG1 family protein
Exons: 3
Coding region: 1-780 (259 amino acids)
Biological process (GO): N-acetylglucosamine metabolic process
Cellular component (GO): cytoplasm
Source: RefSeq, a predicted model, not a curated record
AUGCCUCAUUCUACACCGUCAACCCCGGCCGCGACGAUCUCUUCGCUGGAUGAGAAAUUGACCGACGCCGACGCGGCCGCUCCGGCUUCUUUUCUCCAAGAGCACGAUCUCACGGCCGAUAGUCUGCCUUAUUGGCUGGUGAACGUACCCCGGUCGCAAUGGACGGCGGAGUGUCCCAGCUUUCUACGUGAUCAACCACCAAAAAAUAUUCGAUGCCUGUCGACGCCGGACGAACACUACAAACGGCAGAACUGGGAGUUGGUGCAAGAGAUCGUUAGGACGAACCGAAUCGAUCGCUUCCAACGUGUCCCGACUGACCUACGAAAGUACUUGGAAUACACGGCCCAUAUCAAAGCGCAAUAUGGAUCGGUGAUGCGGUUCGUCGUCCAGGAGAGACUGCACUGGGGUGAUGGAGAUACAGACAUGAAGCCACGGGGGCGCCCGUUUGAGUUUGACGAGGACAUUUGCAUCCUGUACAAUGACUGGCCCUACGGCAUCGACACCGACAUCGUCCACCUGGUAGUAUGGACCAAGUUCGAGCUUCCCGAUGACCCGGCCACGGGCGAGUUGACAGGUGAGGCGAGGGAUGCGAUCGAGCAGUACGUGCAGCGCACUUUCUGUUCACGGCUGGCGGCCGAGUCGGUCGUGUGGUUCAAGAACUGGAAGUCACUGAAAUCGGUGCACGCGGUCGAACAUUUCCACGUCAUGCUCCAUCGGCCAGAUUUGGCAUUCGUGGCGGAGAUCACCCGAGGAGACGUGCCACUCAUUGACCGGGUCUAA